Echinops telfairi (small Madagascar hedgehog) is the source of this 2041-nucleotide messenger RNA. RefSeq names its product serpin family I member 1 (gene SERPINI1). The transcript has 9 exons. Gene Ontology annotation, molecular function: serine-type endopeptidase inhibitor activity. NCBI's taxonomy places the organism in Eukaryota, Metazoa, Chordata, Mammalia, Afrosoricida, Tenrecidae. The coding region runs from base 553 to 1785 and encodes 410 amino acids. Gene Ontology annotation, biological process: negative regulation of endopeptidase activity. The record is from RefSeq and is a predicted model, not a curated record.
CUGCGUGGACCUGACCGGGGGACCCGGAGAAAUUGACGACGGGGCCGAGGAAGGACGCGGUGUGGAGACGCGUCCCUGGCCGGAGAAGCAGCUUCCUCCAGAACCGCCGAGCUGCAUGUCGGACCCGCGGGUCGGGGCAGGAGAGGCUGUGCUAGGGCUCCCGGUGGAGGCGCUAGGGCGGGGCUGGAGGCAGCCACGGGGGUGAGGCCACGGGGUGAGGGGAACGCGCGUCUCCAGGGACAGAAAGCGGCGGAACCGCUGCAGAAGUGCAGAGAAGGCGAAGCUACCCGAGCCCCAGCUUCCCGCCGCUGACUACCCCGGCCAGCCGCAGGAACAGCAGGGGGAGGAGCAACAGCUGCUGAAUUCACCAACCAGAGGAGGGGGGCGGAGCUUGGGUCCCUGUAGCUGCUGAAGGCGCUGCCUGGACUGUAGUUUCCUAGGGGAGACCAGAGCAGAGCAGGAGCCAGAGCGAGCGCAACGCGGUCCUGGGAGCAUCCGCUACAGCAUCCCGCCAGGUUUGCAGGUGUAUGGGAGACUUAAAACAAGUCCAACAUGGCCCUCCGAGCACUCUUCUCUCUGCUGGUGCUGCAAAGUAUGGCUUCCGGGGCCACUCUCCCUGAUGGAACAAUUGCCGAUUUGUCGGUGAAUAUAUACAACCAUCUUCGAGCCACUGGGGAAGAUGAAAAUAUUCUCUUCUCUCCCUUGAGCAUUUCUCUUGCAACGGGAAUGAUGCAACUUGGGGCCCAAGGGUCUACGCUGAAGGAAAUCCGUCAUUCCAUGGGAUAUGAUAGUCUGAAAAAUGGUGAAGAAUUUUCUUUCUUGAAAGAUUUUUCUAACAUGGUAACUGAUGAAGAGAAGCAGUAUGUGAUGAAAAUUGCCAAUUCCCUUUUUGUGCAAAAUGGAUUUCAUGUCAAUGAUGAGUUUUUGCAAAUGAUGAAAAACUAUUUUAAUGCAGAAGUAAAUCAUGUGGACUUCAGUCAAAAUAUAGCUGUGGCCAAUUACAUCAAUAAGUGGGUGGAGAAUAACACAAACAAUCUGUUGAAAGAUUUAGUAUCUCCGAGGGAUUUUGAUGCUGUCACUCAUCUGGCCCUUAUCAACGCUGUCUACUUCAAGGGCAACUGGAAGUCGCAGUUUAGACCUGAAAAUACUAGAACCUUUUCCUUCACAAAAGAUGAUGAGAGUGAAGUCCAGAUUCCAAUGAUGUAUCAACAAGGGGAAUUUUAUUAUGGUGAAUUUAGUGAUGGGUCCAACGAGGCUGGAGGUGUCUACCAAGUCCUAGAAAUACCUUAUGAGGGAGAGGAGAUCAGCAUGAUGCUCGUGCUGUCCAGGCAGGAAGUCCCACUGGCUGCCCUGGAACCACUAGUCAAGCCACAGCUCAUUGAAGAAUGGGCAACCUCUGUGAAGAAGCAAAAAGUGGAAGUGUACCUGCCCAGGUUCACAGUGGAACAGGAACUCGAUUUAAAAGAUGUUUUGAAGGCUCUUGGAAUAACUGAAGUUUUCAUUAAAAAUGCAAAUUUGACAGCCCUGUCUGAUAACAAAGAGAUUUUCCUUUCCAAAGCAAUCCACAAGGCCUUCAUAGAGGUGAAUGAGGAAGGCUCAGAAGCUGCUGCCGCCUCAGGAAUGAUUGCAAUUAGCAGGAUGGCUGUGCUGUAUCCUCAAGUUAUUGUGGACCAUCCAUUUUUCUUUCUUAUCAGAAACCGGAGAACAGGUACAAUCCUAUUCAUGGGACGAGUCAUGCAUCCUGAAACCAUGAACACAAAUGGACAUGAUUUUGAGGAACUUUGAGUCAUUUCAUUUAAGUAACACGGAAAGUAGUAGCUAAGCACAUUGUGUUUGCAACCCGUAUAUAGUUAAUAUUUGUGUUUUACAGUGUAUCUUAAGAGAAUAUUUAAAAUAGCUCUGGAUAAACACAACAAUGUAUAUAAAUGAUAAGCCAACCUUGUUAAGGAAUGUUAUCAGUAUUAUUAAGCUAAUGGCCCUGUUAUGUCAUUGUGUUUGUUGUGCUGGUGUUUAAAAUAAAAAUACAUAUUGAACAUGUGAA